Molecule: messenger RNA, 1254 nt
Organism: Macadamia integrifolia
Lineage: Eukaryota; Viridiplantae; Streptophyta; Magnoliopsida; Proteales; Proteaceae
Product: cinnamoyl-CoA reductase 1-like
Exons: 4
Coding region: 1-1071 (356 amino acids)
Molecular function (GO): oxidoreductase activity, acting on the CH-OH group of donors, NAD or NADP as acceptor
Source: RefSeq, a predicted model, not a curated record
AUGGCCCAAACUUUAUACCCACCCUUACAUACUGUCUUGUGUCUACCAUAUUUUCUACUACUCCUUUUCUCCUUCCAAAAGAAAAGAAUAAUGGUUUCCGGCCAAACUGUGUGUGUUACUGGGGCUGGAGGUUUCAUUGCUUCAUGGCUCAUCAAGCUUCUCCUAGAAAGAGGUUACUUUGUCAAGGGAACAGUUCGAAACCCUAAUGAUCCAAAGAAUUCUCAUUUGAGGGAGAUGGCAGGUGCAAAGGAGAGAUUAACUCUUUGUAAAGCUGACAUUCUUGAUUAUGAAAGCAUUCUCGAUGCACUCACAGGAUGCGGUGGAGUCUUCCACCUAGCCUGUCCAGUUGUCAAUGAUUCAAAACGAGUGCUGGAGCCAGCAAUAAGAGGAACCAUGAAUGUGAUGAAUGCCGCAGCAGAAGCCCAAGUUCUACGUGUGGUUUUCACAUCUUCAAUCGCAGUAACUUACUUGGACCCCAAUAGAAGUCCCGACAAGGUCGUCGAUGAGACUUGCUGGAGUGAUCCCACCUAUGUCAAGACCAUUCCGGACUGGUAUUGUUAUGGGAAGAUGCUGGCAGAGCACAAAGCAUGGGAGAUGGCAAAGAAGAGAGGGUUGGAUCUGGUGACUGUUAUCCCUCCAUUGACGAUUGGUCCACUGCUUCAACCCAAUCUGAAUGCUAGUGUAGUUCACAUUCUCAAGUUUCUGAAUGGCAGGAAUAAGGUAUAUGACAAUGCUAUACAGGGUUAUGUUCACGUCAAGGAUGUAGCAUUGGCUCAUAUUCUUGUUUAUGAGACCCCAUCCGCUUCUGGGAGGUACCUCUGCCUCCACAGUGUCCUUCACCGAUCUGAGAUCUCUGCCAUGCUUCUUCAGAUGUUCCCUGGCUACCCCAUCCCUACCAAGUGCUCUGAUGAAGUGAACCCAAGAGUGAAACCAUUCAAGUUCUCGAACCAGAAGCUAAGGGAUCUAGGCCUUGAGUUCACACCUGUGAAGGAAGCCCUCUACGAUACUGUGAUAAGCUUGCAAGAGAAAGGUCUACUCACCUCACCCCAACAACUUCCUUCACGUCUUUGAUUGUCAAUCUUGACUGACCAUGCCCGUACGAGAGCUUGCCUCCUAAUAAAGAACCUUCAACUAUUGUAAAGCUGUGAUUGUGAUGGGCCUUUACAGCUUAAGCCCACCAUCUGUAUAUCUAAAUCAUUAAACCUUUUUACCCCAAUAAAUUAAUAAAUAAAUAGAAAUGAAACCUAUUCCAUA